Molecule: messenger RNA, 1371 nt
Organism: Dermacentor andersoni
Lineage: Eukaryota; Metazoa; Arthropoda; Arachnida; Ixodida; Ixodidae
Source: RefSeq, a predicted model, not a curated record
AUGCACUACUUACAAAACCUGCCAACAAGGAGCCUGAAAAUCCUCUUUAUAGCCUAUCCAACUUUCGUGUGCGUCCUUCUGUUCUUCGAGGUAAGAUUCAUCUUGGCUUAUCUGAACUGGGUGCAACCUAUCGGCCGCCUGUUCGACACGCCUGGCUGCGCAAUGCCGCUGUACCCGUCCUUCCACCGAACCAUUCGGCGUGCGAACGAGACCGACACCAGCCUCCAAUGGCGCUGUCCAGGUCGCCGAGCCACUGUCAUCUAUCGCCGUGGCAGCGUCCUCUACAUGAAUAUGACUCGCCUGGCCAGUUACUACGGUGUCACCAAAGCGACGAACUUUGUCUGUACCUUCCGAGAGGUGAUGAGAAACGAGAGCUCUGGUGUCAGCCAUGACUGGGGCUUGUCGUUGGGGCCUACGAGACCGCUUGUUUUCGGAAGGAGCUUGUCUGAAGAGUUCGUCGCCGUGACGUGCGCGGUGGGUAGACGGACGCUCUUCACCGACUACUUUCUACUUCCGCAGCGGAAGAGCCCAACGCUGAAGGAGCGCGUAAUCCGAGGAGAACGCCCUAUUAGUGUACUCGUUCUGGGAAUUGACUCAACGUCGCGCAUGAACUUCGACCGCCACAUGAAACGAACGCGGCGACUCCUGACGGAAGAGCUGUUUGCGUUCGAGUUUCUCGGCUACAACAAGGUGGGCGAGAGUUCUUUCGGCAACCAGAUUCCUCUGCUCACGGGGCUGGCGGGCGACGAUGUGGAGAGGCUCUUUCGCAACCACCCUUUUGACGAUCUGCCACAUCUGUGGAGCGUCUACAACGAGCGCGGGUACAAUACGCUAUUUCUGGAAGAAAUGCCAGACUACGGAUUGUUCGUUUACCCCGACCUUCGGGGAUUCAGAAAUCCGCCUACCGACUACUACCUUCUUCCCGCCGUGUAUGCCAUGGGAGUUCAAAGAGGACUCGAUGACUACUGCGCCGGCUCGCGUCUUAAGACUCAGGUUUUCCUCGAAUACGUCGGCGAUGUACUCCAGCUCAACGCCCUCGACGACCAUCCGCUGUUAGCGUACGUGUGGCUCUCGGAUGUCCCCCACAGCAAUGAACACGCCUUGCUGGUAUUAGACAAACCAGUGCACGCACUGCUGCGAGACAUGCACAAGCGUGGUGCCUUCGACGACACAGCGGUUCUUCUCAUCAGUGACCAUGGAGCCCGCUUCGGCUCGUCCCGGGCUUCCCAGAUUGGCCGGCACGAGGACAAGACCCCGUUCGGGUUUAUGGUGUUACCGCAAAGGUUUCUGCGGAGGCAUCCCACAGUAGCAGCAAACCUCGAGGUGUCAGACCAUGGUUUAAUGGGCAUAGCAUUGGGCUGCUGCGGUUAG